Molecule: messenger RNA, 1257 nt
Organism: Vicia faba (fava bean)
Lineage: Eukaryota; Viridiplantae; Streptophyta; Magnoliopsida; Fabales; Fabaceae
Source: the annotation of a GenBank genome assembly
AUGUACAACAACAACAGCCACCACAAAAAAAAAAAAAGAACGCAGAAACAUAAAAGAAAGAAGCAAAUUAAUAAUCUCUCUCAAGAAGGGAGAUUAUUGAAGAAGAUGGAAGUUUGCAUGCCUCUCAAAUCCGAUACUAGAUUAAAGCACCGUCCUUUGACCGUUCUUAGGUUUAUAAGGGGUGUGAUAUGUUUGGUGGUGUUUCUUUCGACGGCUUUCAUAUGUUUAGUAUAUCUUUCACCGCUUGUAGUUGUAGGAUUGCGGCUUUUCAGUGUUCGUUAUAGUAGGAAGGCGGUUUCGUUCUUCUUUGGACUUUGGUUAUCUAUGUGGCCGUUUCUUUUCGAAAAGAUAAAUAAGACUAAAGUUGUGUUUUCUGGCGAUAGUAUUCCGAUGAGGGAACGUGUGCUGCUUAUUGCUAAUCACAGAACUGAGGUUGAUUGGAUGUAUUUGUGGGAUCUUGCGCUUCGAAAGGGAAGAUUGGGGUUUAUAAAAUAUAUCCUUAAGAGUAGCUUAAUGAAAUUGCCGAUUUUCGGUUGGGGAUUUCAGAUUCUGGAAUUCAUUGCAGUGGAGAGGAAGUGGGAGAUAGAUGAGAAAAUAUUGCUACAAAAUCUUUCAACAUUUCAGGAUCCCAAAGAUCCUUUAUGGCUAUCAAUUUUUCCUGAGGGAACCGAUUAUACUGAGAAGAAGUGUAAAAGUAGUCAAUCGUUUGCGGCUGAAGUUGGGCUUCCGGUGCUGACAAAUGUAUUACUUCCAAAAACAAAGGGGUUUCACACUUGCUUGGAAGUUCUACAAGGCUCGUUGGAUGCAGUAUAUGACGUAACAAUUGCAUACAAGAAUCAGUGUCCUUCCUUUCUGGACAACGUCUUUGGUCUUGAUCCAUCAGAAGUACACAUGCAUAUUCGUCGCAUUCCUGUAGAUGAUAUUCCAGUUUCAGAAACUAAAGCUGCUUCUUGGCUAAUGAAUACGUUCCAAAUCAAGGAUCAAUUGCUCUCUGAUUUCAAGAUUCAAGGGCAUUUCCCCAACCAACUAAAUGAAGAGGGAAUCUCUACAUUCAAGUGCCUUCUCACUUUGACCUUGAUAGUUUCUUUUACUGCCUUGUUUACUUAUUUUACGUUUUUUUCUCAUAUCGGCUUCAAGUUGUAUGUAGGUCUAUCAUGUGCAUAUCUUUCUUUUGCAACGUGCUACAAAAUUCAAUUGAUGCCUUUAACAGAUUAUGUUCAUGCAUUCUAUAACAACAAGAAACAAAAGAAUGGAUAG